Spodoptera frugiperda (fall armyworm) is the source of this 5478-nucleotide messenger RNA. It is a transcript of the gene gprs, whose product is annotated as serine-enriched protein. Lineage: Eukaryota; Metazoa; Arthropoda; Insecta; Lepidoptera; Noctuidae. Bases 307 to 1425 code for a protein of 372 amino acids. The transcript has 9 exons. Gene Ontology annotation, molecular function: protein binding. The record is from RefSeq and is a predicted model, not a curated record.
UCUAAAAAUGUUGUGUAUACUGUGUACUUUCAUGUACCAAAAUCUGUCAAGCUGCAAUAAUAAGUCUGCAUUAUAUUGAAAUGGUUAACUAAACGUGCUUAAAACCCUUUCUGUAGUUAGUUUUUGUUCAGUAGUGUUCUUUGUUCGACAUUUUAGCUUGUUUGGACGUUACAGUGUUUAUCACUUGGACUUACGAAUGCAGUGUAAUUGAUAAAGCAUUUUCCAUUCAGUGUUAAUUGGCCACACGUUAAUAAUUCAAGAAUCAGUUUCAUUGAAGUGGUGAAGGUGAUAUAUCAACAGUCGUCAAUGCGAAGCGGGGCGCUAGCGGCAAUGGAGGCCGAGCCUGACCUCAGCACCUUCGAGAACAAGUCCGGGCUGGCUGAGGACAUGAAGUUCCUCGCUUCCAUGCCCGAACUCUGUGACGUCACCUUCCUAGUUGGGGAUACUAGGGAGCCAGUAUGUGCCGUUAAAGCCGUACUAGCAGCCCGGAGCAGAGUGUUCCAAAAGAUGCUAUACCAAGCUCCAAGCCCCCAACGCAAGAAGGAACCGGCACCAAGGGAGAACAAGCUACGACUCUUCUUAAAAAGAUCUUCAGAACCCCUUCUCAAUCUCCAGAACGCUGCCCAACAGAGGUCGACUUUCGCGCAGCAAUUGGCACCAAUACAAGAGCCAUCUUCGCAGCAGCAUCAAACUCUGAUCAUUGAAGAGUUUGAGCCCGACGUAUUUCGUCAAUUGAUCGAGUACAUUCACACGGGUUGCGUGACUCUCCAACCAAGAACAUUGCUCGGAGUAAUGAAUGCUGCUGACUACUACGGCUUGGACGAGCUGCGGCGCGCAUGCGCGGGCUUCGUGCAAUGCUGCAUCACUGUAGACACCGUGUGCGCGCUGCUUGCCUCAGCUGAGAGAUACAUACAGUACAAGUGCACCAAGUCACUUGUGCAGAAGGUAUUGGAAUUUGUAGACGAGCAUGGUAAUGAAGUGCUGAAUCUCGGAUCUUUCACGCUGCUGCCCCAACACGUUGUGAGGCUGAUACUGGCGCGAGAUGAGCUGAGAGCUGAUGAAUUUACUAAGUUCCAGGCAGCUUUGAUGUGGAGCAAAAAGUAUUGCGACACCAACCAGAACAUGAAUUUGAAAGAAGUGAUUGGAAACUUUCUGGAGUACAUCCAAUUCCACAAGAUCCCUGCUAACGUGCUGAUGAGAGAAGUUCACCCCCUCGGCCUGGUUCCAUACUCCAUCAUAAUGAACGCGCUGGCAUACCAGGCAGACCCGGCCAGCGUAGAUCCAGGCAAACUCUCCCCAGCGCGAGUCCGACGCGCUGGUCGCUCCAUGUCCGUGCAGUCUUCGCUUGAUCCCUACGGAUCCAACACCACCCUCUCCUCCACCGGCUCGAGCGAUGUUCCGUCGUCGGACUCUCGGCACAACUAACGCGAGGGGAACCUCCCCCGUCCUCCUCCCGAACCCACCCCUGGCCCUUCCUCAGCUCCUGUUGUACCCAUUCCCAUACCCGCAACGGACAAGCCUCCGGAGAAACUCGGACUUUUCUCCUCCAUCAAGCGUGCUGCUAGUAAGAAGUUCGGUGAUCGACGCUCUCCUACACCAAAAACAAGAGAGCCCCGAUCAAAGUCGGAUUCUAUCAAGCACGCAGCUCUGACAAGACAAGUCUCCGAAACGGUGGGAGCGUCAGGAGACCCUACGUUCGAGCGCUGUAGGCCGAGGAAGCGUGACAGUGAAACAGAGUUUCCCGUCCGCAAGUCCACUUCAGAGUUAUCUGAGAGUUUUCCGUUUGUGAGGCGUGCUCUAGCUGAGAUAGAAAAUGGACUUAACUAUUUUAGAAGAUCGAUUGCGUCAGAUACUUCUGAACCGAAGCCUCCAUUGUUAAGGACUGAGCCAGUGGUCGUAGUUGCAGCGGCUGAGGAAGAUGAGGCGCCUAUGUCGCCACCACCGCCGAUGGGUUUGAAGGAACGUCGAGGUUCUCGUGGAUCGCCGUGUGCUAAUCUUCCACCUUUAAUGUUACCGCCUGCUACUCCUGAGCCAUCACCCGGACGUUUGACUCCAAAUAGACUGUCCCCGCAAAGACCAAAAGAGCCAAUAUCGGCUCCAGUGAUGCGGAAUCUUCCACCACCGCGACGCACGAGGACUCGAUCUGAGAUGCCACCUGAACCUCCUCCGCGUUCUCCUCAGACUCCUCGUCCAGCGUCUGUGUCUCCAAAACAUACUUUUGCAUUCAAAAUAGUACUGAAAAAAGUAGAGAGCACUCCAAAUACAUCAUUUGAUAAGCCAGACCAAUGAGAGUACCUCCUCUAAGCGCGGCCGUUGUUAUACGGUGGGGUACUCGAGGUAAAGACGCGCUUUUCUCCGUUUUCUAGAAACAGCUAGCAUAGAUUAGUUAGCGGCGAUGACGAAGACACGCCAACGAAUAUUGUAUUACAAUCAAUGACGCUUCGGAAACUUCUUCGUAUUCUUAUGAAUUCAGGGGCUGGUCCUCUGGUUGGUACGUCGACAUUGUGUGUCGGACUUCUGACUGUAAAAUAAGUUAAAAGUAUUGAAAUUUAUAUGGUUCAUAUACUUGUUGUUAAAAUAAUACACGAUGAAAAUUUAUUCAUGAGUGCGUUUGUGUGAUGUAUAUGACUAGUGAGUAAAACUUCUUGUGAAGAAAAUAUUUUGUGCGAAAUGUAUGUUUAACGAUAAGCCUUUUAAUAUGUUUUUCGAUAAAUUCCAACCACAAUGAUGUUCACAAAAUACUUAAAUAUCCUUUUUGUCAUGAAUGUGUGUUUAUGGAAUUCUUUAACUAUGUAUGUCUGGUGAAAAAACUACACUUAAUAAUAUAUAAUACGUAUGCUAUGUACUUUUAUACGAUCACUGACAUAUAAAUGGGCAGUCUAAAUGUAUUUUCGAUGUUAUACAAAUUGUCUGACGUGAAAGUAUUUUUAUAAUAUUGUAUAUAGAUGGAGAUGUUUGUUGUUACUUCGAUAGCAGUUUUAAACUUAUGAUAAUCUUCUUUUAAAAGGGUAAAGGGAUCUCGUUCGUUAUUCUUGAACCUACCAUGGAUUUGGGAUAUAAUUCUAAGUCCAUACUUAUACUUAAAAUCCUUUGCUCUAUAGUUGAAGAGAUUUUACUUAUCCUGACUGAAGUAUGGAGCUCUUCUAUAUAAUUUAGUCUCACAUGUAACCAAUGCUUCAUAUGGUCUUGGUAAUGUUUGACUGCUAGCGUUUCUUUAAUAUAUUUUCUUCAGUAAACUUUCUUCUUUCUAGUAGUAGGUUACCUUGUUCUGGUUGGGAGGACAAGGAUGCCUAUUUAUUAUUUUUAAUACCUUUUAAAACUUCUCUUGCCUUCUACAUAGUAUGUAUUAUUAUAUUCAGUGUAAAAUCAAAUCAACUUUUUUUUAUUAAGAGCAGUUUGAGCUACAUGGACAUUAUUUUAGUGCGUUUCGUAUUUUGAUUCGUGAUCUUAAGAUUGGAGAUGGUGAUAAUAAACUGUAUGUUUAUAUUAUAUUCCAUAACGAUACCCUUUGCACAUUAUUUUUGAAAAUAGAUAGAAACAAAUCCAUAAUAUGUUCAGACAUACUGAUGUAAUAAAUAUCACAGAAUAGUUUAAGAUAUUGCAAACUUAUCUCGAUGUUAUUUCUGUGACCUUCGUGAAAAAGGAUCUAAGUCCAAAAAUGCAACUUUACAAACGCAAAAACGUUGCUUCUUUGACAUAGUAUCGCUUCUCGAUAAAAUGCAUAUAAUGUUUUUUAUAGGUAAACAGUUUGAAUGAAUGAAUGAAUAAUUAAAUUAAUUUCGACAAAAGUGGAAUACUGUAGGAUGCGCACGACGUCGCCUUAUCUGCACACGCUACUUAUGGAAAGUCCCUGUGUGAGUCGAAACUUGUAGAGCUUUUCUCCAUUAACGUAUGUGAGUAAACCUUGAUUUUCAGUUAGUUUAGUAUGACUCACGACAGUUAUUAUAAAAUAGGACUCAUAUCCUUUUUCACUAAGGCCACAGAUUUGAGCAUUCAUUUAAUAUUCUUUAUAAUAAGCAUUGUAUUUUUAUUGAUAUAUUUAAACACAUUAUAAAGGCACAAUAUUUGUUGUGAUUUGUGUGAAUUGAUCAUUGUCUGUAUUGCCCCAUCCAAAUAGAUAUAAAAAUAUUCUGGCUAUUUAUCAAUGGUGAUAGUUGAAGAAGUACAGCUUUUGUAAUUAAAAAAAUAUUAUAUCUCUGUCGUACUAACGGACUCUGUCGUACUUUUUUUAAGUUCUUUUGUGAAAAUAUUUUACUUUUUGUCAGCUGCAAGACUGUAAACGAGAGCGCGUUCACCGCUCUGAUGGGCCGUGCUCUCGAUCGAAUAAACCAACCAAUCAGAAUGCAAAACUUGAAUCUAGCCAAAUAACUUGGUCAGAUGGUUAGGUCAGUAAACUGUAAAAUAUUAUUAAAUAAAUUAAAUGUCUCACAGAGUUAUCUUCCUACACAAUUGCAUAUCAAAGAUAACAUCAUAAUUUUUUUACUUUUUGCAUAAAAUUACGUGAAAAAAUACUAAUGAAAGGAAGACCAUAGCCAGAAUAAAAAUAAUAUUAAGAUAAAAAAUGUUGUUGUAAUCAUACCCGUGUGUUAUUUUGCCUCUAUCAAUAAAAUAUCAAUGUCUAAUUGUAGGUAGGUAAUUCCCAAUUUUUUAAACAAUUUUAAAUCAGUGUUCUGUGUAAUAUAAGUGAAAUAAUCUAUUGUUGUAGUGUCCAACUAAAAAUUCAUACUUUCUAGGAGAGGUAUUUCCAAAAUGAGGAAAUAAUUUUCAUUUAGUUUUAUUGAGAUAUUAUAGAACACAAAACAAGAAUAUUCUGAGCAUAAACUAAGUAGUAACUACUUCAUAAAGUAGUGAAUUUUAGGAAUCUUUAUAUUAAUGCAUUAUAAAUUAUAAAUAAUAAUAUUGUGGGGAAAACUCAGAUCUUAGAGUUACUAUCAAAGAGGUUAUCUUCAGGAAUUUAUUUAUAAAACUCAUUUCAAUAAAUUCUGUUUUGUUCAAUUUCUCAUGUGUUUUCAAGGGCUACUAUUUAGAACUAUCAGGAGAAAUCAGCUGAAUCAGCCUUAUGUUUUAUGUACAUAUAUUUGAGACAAGCUACUCAUGCAUGGUUUCACCCGCCGCCCAAGUAAUCUUGUUGAUCCUAGCGACGAUGCGUGAUUUUUGAUAGCCUAUAGUCUUCGUUGAUAAAUGUUACACAUAAAUUAUUAUUUAUUUCGAACCAGUAGUUUUUAAGAUCAGCGCGUUCAAAUAAACUCUUCUGCUUUAUAUAUUGAUAAAGGACUGUAUAGAUAAAUGCGGUUUUAUUAUUGCUAGUUUUAGUUGGACACUAAAACAAACAAACUAUGUUAUACCAUAUCGAUGUCGACUGGAAUUGUAUCAAGCUAAAUAUUUGUUGUACGAGAAAUUGUGUUUUUUUUUCUAAAUAAUAUUGUAUGUAUAUAAAAAAUUGGUCAAGAAAAAGAGAAAUCAAUGUUCUUGCAAUAA